Molecule: messenger RNA, 2185 nt
Organism: Opisthorchis viverrini
Lineage: Eukaryota; Metazoa; Platyhelminthes; Trematoda; Opisthorchiida; Opisthorchiidae
Exons: 9
Coding region: 306-2132 (608 amino acids)
Biological process (GO): protein transport to vacuole involved in ubiquitin-dependent protein catabolic process via the multivesicular body sorting pathway
Cellular component (GO): late endosome membrane; ESCRT II complex
Molecular function (GO): phosphatidylinositol-3-phosphate binding; ubiquitin binding
Source: RefSeq, a predicted model, not a curated record
CGAAAGAUUGUCGGUUUUCUGGUAUACAGUUUGUGCCGUUUUGGUUGAUCUAAAUAAGUUGACGUGAGCCCCUGCUGUUGGAGAAGCACUGUCCCCUAGUGCUUUCACAGCGUGCAUACUACGAGUUGCCUCCUUGAAAAGAAUCUCAAUCCGACGACAAUCUUAUUGGGCUACCGUUAAAUCCAGAGGCUUGGGCAGUCGGAUCAUACCGAUUUAACAAUCGCCGAAGCCAAUAAGAGUGAAGACCGAAUUGUUGGGGGGAAAUUACGCUGUUGAACCUGUAUGAAUUCUUGAACGGUUUGACCAUGGGAUCAAUCUUCGGUAAGCACAAAGCAAAGAGUGCGGUAACGGAACAGGACAGAGCCGUACUGCAGCUGAAGCAACAGAGAGACAGACUGAAUCAAUACACCAGACGAAUAGCGCGCCAAAUGGAACGGGAGCGGUCCGUGGCCAAGCAGCUUCUAUGUGAAGGAAAGAAAGAAAAGGCGCUGCUUCUAUUGAAGAAGAAGCGUUAUUUCGACAAAUUGCUUGAUCAAACUAACAAGCAAUUGAACAACAUAGAACAAUUGGUGAACGAUAUUGAAUUCGCUCAAGUUCAAAUGGAGGUGGUGAAUCGGCUGGAUUCUGGUAAUCAGGCGCUCAAACGGAUUCACGAGGUUAUGUCUUUGGAAAAUGUGGAACAGAUCAUGGACGAGACACGGGAGGCUCAAGCUUAUCAAGAGGAGAUCGAUGCACUCAUCUCAGGCUCAUUGACUUCGAAAGACAUCGAGAUUGCGGAAUCCGAAUUGGACAAGCUCGUAGCAACUUUGGGCGAGCAACUUCCGGAAGCACCGACCCACAAACUCCCUACAGUGGCGGACGAAGAUGAUUUCCAGCGCAGGGUUGGUGUUGGACCAGCUGAAGAAUCUGUAGUUGUCCAGCAAAACGGUGUGUGUCUCUAUGAUGGAGGGAAACGAAUCGGGUUCGACAAUGGAUUGCUGAGUUUAACCACACAUCGUCUUUUGUGGGUCGCUAGACCGAAUUCAGGCGAAUCGUUCAUUGCCCUCCCACUGGUCGCCGUUCUAAAUGCGACCAUGGAAGCUGGUGGUGGUGGGUUUUUGCGAAAUCGAACACCAAAGAUUGUGCUCCAUCUUCUAACUCAACCCGCCCUGGAGACUGCCCUGUUGGCACUGCCACACACCCUGCCAUGGAUCGAUCGCUGGAGGAAGAAUACUGGUGGAGAUGCGUAUGCAGUAGUGAGUAGCUCAUCGGAGGAUCACAUUAAACUUGGAUUUGCAGCGGGCGGUGAAAAGCAUUUCUGGACUGCUUUGGAAGAAACAUUGAAGGCGAAACCGUGGGCUGUAACAGUUGCAUCCGCUCGAAUCCAUGGUGGCCCGGGAAUCGCUGGCAUUGAGAGGCAGCAAGCAGCUCGUGCACACGCUACAGAUGCACGCCUCGAAGGAGCUUUUGAGGAUCUGAACAAACUAAUUUCUCAGGCAAAAGAAAUGGUCACACUCAGCCACACCUUGGCCCAUCAUACACGCGAAGCUAAGGGUGGUGAACUAACCAACGAUGAAACGGCAGAACUUCGUGCAACCAUGUUAUCUAUGGGCGUUGAGGACGAUGAGGAAAGAAGUGGUACGGCGCGAACGAGCCUGACUGUUGGCUUUGGUUCGUUUCACACUCAGCUAGCGCACCAAAUAUCCAACCUACUCACCCCGAUCCUGUCUGAGAUGGAGAAUGGACCGCGGUCAAAGUAUCGUCAUAUGGGUGCAGGGUGCAUCGAUCUAGCUUCUGCCUAUUGCCGCAUCAACCGUGCUCUGGGGAUGCAAUUGGUCUCUCCGGAGGAUGUGCUCAAAGCCUGCCGUCUGCUCGAACGUGAACGGCUCCCCUUGCGAAUGAAGAAGUUCCCCAGCGGUCUCUUGGUGCUUCAUCUCGCCUCAGAAAACGAAGAGCAGACACUGCAAGCCACCAUGAAGUUGGUCGAGGAUCGUUCGAAUUUAACAGCCGCCGAGCUUGCUCGCGCCGUCAGUCUGUCCCCACUGCUUGCACGGGAACGUCUUUUGGCGUUGGAGGAGCUGGGACUCGUGUGUCGUGAUGAUACAGAAGCUGGUCUUCGCUUCUAUCCCAACCUUUUUCUGACGCGUACCUAAUUUACAUCCCUUCAGUCUGUAAUUUUCUACUUUGGGCUUGAACAAAAAUACAC